Messenger RNA from Candoia aspera, 3166 nucleotides. It is a transcript of the gene ILDR2, whose product is annotated as immunoglobulin like domain containing receptor 2. The record is from RefSeq and is a predicted model, not a curated record. The transcript has 10 exons. The coding region runs from base 140 to 2035 and encodes 631 amino acids. Gene Ontology annotation, cellular component: membrane. Gene Ontology annotation, biological process: pancreas development. NCBI's taxonomy places the organism in Eukaryota, Metazoa, Chordata, Lepidosauria, Squamata, Candoiidae.
AGUUGUGUGGUGGAAGACCUGCAGAUAACGGAAAGAACUCUUCUACGUGCCAGUUUAUUCAGAACAAGGAGCUUUAUUUACUUUCUGGCUCUGCUUCCUUCCCGGCUGUUGUUGUUGUUCUGCCUGGACAGACCACAAGAUGGACAGGGUCUUACUGGGCUGGACCACUUUCCUGUGGAUGACAGCUGUGACUGAAGCUGUGCAUGUCAUAGUGCCUGACAAGAAACAGGUAGCCAUGCUCUUUCAACCAGUUGUGCUUCGAUGCCGCUUUUCAACAUCUUCUACACAACCAGCUGUGGUGCAAUGGAAGUUCAAAUCCUAUUGCCAAGACCGCAUGGGAGAAGCCCUGGGAGUGGUCUCUGCAGGGAUACAGGCAAUAAACAAGAGGAACGUGGAAUGGGAUCCCUACUUGGACUGUGUGGAUAGUAGGAGAACAGUUCGCAUUGUGGCAUCCAAACAGGGCUCAGUGGUCACCACUGGAGAGUUCUACAAAGGAAGAGAAAUCUCCAUUCUCCAUGAUGCAGACCUCCAGAUUGGAAAAUUGAUGUGGGGAGACAGUGGAUUGUAUUACUGCCUUGUCAUCACACCUGAUGACGUAGAAGGCAGGAAUGAGGAGUCAAUGGAGCUACUUGUUCUGGGCAGGACAGGGAUGCUUGCUGGUCUCUUACCCAAUUUUGCUGUGGAGAUUAUGUCAGAGUGGAUGUUUGUGGGCUUGGUGAUCCUGGGGGCUUUCCUUUUCUUUCUCUUAGUUGGGAUCUGCUGGUGCCAAUGCUGUCCUUAUAACUGCUGCUGUUACAUUCGUUGCCCUUGCUGCCCAGAUACCUGCUGCUGUCCACGGGCAUUGUAUGAAGCAGGAAAAUCUGCAAAGGCUGGAUAUCCUCCAGCAGUCACAUCAAUCCCAGGACCAUACUGUAUCCCUACUGUUUUGGGUAGUGGAGUCCCAUCUCAUGCUGUCCUUAUGGAAAAGUCACAUCUACCUCCCUUGGCACCAAGUGAAUCCGGUGCAGGAGGACAAAGUGUACACAAGGGUUACCGAAUACAAACUGGCAAAGACAGAGAUUCUAUGAAGGUGCUAUACUAUGUUGAGAAAGAAUUGGCUCAGUUUGACCCAGCCAGAAGGAUGCGAGAGAGAUACAGUAACACCAUCUCAGAGCUCAGUUCUUUACACGAUGAGGGUGCCAACUUCCGUCAGUCUUACCGUCAGGUGUGCAGGAAAGCACUUCCUCCUUCAGGAGACAUGGAUGGUGAUGCUGAGUACUGGACAGGAGUUGUCAGUGGAGGUGGUACAUCCAGGCCACAAACACGUUCUGAUUACAGGGAAGACAGGGGCAGCUUCAGAAUGAGCCAGCAGAGAUCAAAGUCAGAAAUGCUUUCAAGAAAGUGUUUUUCUUUGGGAGUGCCAGCUGUCUCCAUGGAUGAACUAGCAGCCUUUGCUGAAUCUUACAGUCAGCAGGUCCAUCGGUCUGAGGCGAGUCAGGAGCCACGGCACUUUGAGAGAUCAGGAUCACGUGGAGGGCCAGUACAGCAUCUGGAGAAUUCAGAUGAUUUUUAUGGCAAACGCAGGGGAGGAAACCGUGAGCCAGUGACAGAUGCGGACCGGGGUUGGAGAUAUAGCCCACCCAGGAGAUGCACUCAUGAAGAGAAACACUUGCCUAGGCUAGUGUGUCGGACACCUGGAGGGAGCCAGAAAUAUGAUCACUCCUACCUUGCUAGUGCCCUCGAAAGGAAGUCACGAAGCUAUGAUGAGAGUGGUGAACCUAGUGAGACGCCUUCAAAGCUCAGUUCACAAUCCAGCCAAAGGGGAGGAACUUACUAUGCUUGGUCACCACCAUCAACUUAUAAAUCAGAACAGCAGCAACCUCCACAGCAAGAGGAAGGAGAAGAUACUCUGCCACCAUACAGUGAGAGGGAGUUGAGCCGGGGUUCUUCAUACAAAAACAGAGAACAAUCUAACUUCAAUUCAUCAGAGAAGAAGAGAAAAAAAGAGCCCCCGAAAACAAAUGAAUUCCCAACAAGGAUGUCCCUUGUGGUUUGAUGUUGUUGUAGAAGAGUUGUCUUAAUCGACUGGAAAGACAGAAGCAGAGUCAUGGUGGUUUAAAGGAAUGAAUACUUCAUAGGGUAUAUUCAUAGAUUUGUAUGUUUCACCUUGUGAACUGAGAUCUUAUGUCACAGCCAGUUCCAACAAGCUGUCUCAUGAAGUCGAUGGGCUAACCCGUUGGAAAGGAACUGCUCACUCCAUGAACACAGAGGUUUCUGUUGGCAAAUUUGUCCUCUGAUAUCUUUCUGCAAAGGUGCUGUCUUUGUAAUUUUAUCUUGAGCCUUCUCUGGAACACCUGCAGUAUUAGAGAAGAUGUUUCGAUGUAUAAUAGAAUUUUUGUCUUCUGAUAUGACAGACUUCCACUGGAUCCUAUGUUUUGCAGGAAAUGUUGCCAUAGGUUCAGGGAGUUUUCACCAUUUCUCUGCUGUCUCACAUACAGACAAAAUUAAAUACUUCAUAUAAUACUUGGUGAUUGUUGUAAUUUAAGAAAUAAGUUUUCAAGAAAAUCUGGAAAAUGAAAACUUUAUCCUUUUGGAAAUGUCCUGAAACAGAGAUGUGGGGCAUUGGACUAUGAAGGACAAAAUAGCAGUGUAUGACAUUUGGGAGUUUGUUUGUUUUUUUAGGGUCCUGUUCAUUCAGUAAUGGGAGAUGCCAGUGAGAUUAAUGCUUUGUUUUGAAAGUGAAACUCAAUAUAUUUUGCUGUAAUGAAAAUGUUCCAUGUUAUUUCACUAUUGUCUGAUAUGAUGUAUCAGCAUUGCCUUACAGAUAAAGUAUAGCCAUAAAAGGCUUCAGCUGGGGUUGCUGAAUGGUCCUAUCAUAAGUUGAACUCAAGCUCAGGUUCUGCUGACAAUACUCUUUGGACAAUUAUCAGUGUUUUAGAAAACCAAUCAGGAGGAAACAAUAAAACUAGAAAGAGAAAAUUGGGAUGCAGAGAAAAUACACACACACAAAUACAUACAGAGAAAAAGUGAAAACAAAGAAUGUGUGUAUGUAAAUCUCUCUAUUUUUUAUACAUAUAUAGCAGUAUUACUUUGUGGUUGUUGUUACUGGCUGAGACUACUCUAAAAGCAAUAGAAAAAAAAUCCUAAAAAAUAAAAAAUGCUGGAUAAACAUCAGCAUUAAGAACUA